AUGGCGCCCCUCUCGUUAAAGACUAUGGGCAAUGUGUUCAAGAAGAACCAUAAGGAGCUGGACGCUAAAGCGGAAGAAGAAGAAGAUCUCGACGCUUCUGAAUUCGAAGACGAUGAUGAGAAAAAACCCACAUUGGAAAAGAGUAGGAGGCCCAAAGAUACCCCUUUCACACAGCAGAGAAUUGCCUCUGUCAACCCGGUAGUAACGCCACGUCGUGUGAUAAGUGGUUUCCUUACAUUGGGCGUCAUAUUCGUUAUAUUCGGAGCCGUUUUAUUAAAAAUUUCCAUGAGAGUAGAUCAAAUGCUAGUGUACUACCAAGAUUGUGCAGAAAAUGCACCACAGGGGUCGUGGACAGAUCUGGAUCAAGACCAUUACAACUGGCAAUUUCACAAGAACCUGACCUACAACAAAGCUCCCCAAUGGAGCUAUACACCACCAGAUGACUCGGACCUGGGCAACGGAACGUGUCAUCUCAGGUUUGUAACCCCUGCAGAUCUACCCAGUACGGUCUUUUUGAGCUACUGGGUCGAAAAAUUCCACGGCAAUCACAGACGGUUUGUAUUGUCUUUCAGCGAGCAACAGCUGAAUGGCGACGACACUUCCAUGACUACGGUGAGAAGCAAUCCGGGUAUAAACUGCAAGCCGCUAGUUUCUAAUAGUGAGGACAAACAGUACUAUCCAUGUGGUCUCAUUGCCAACUCCAUGUUCAACGAUACGUUCCCCAUGCAGUUGGUGGGUGUAGACUCAACAAGUAACUAUUCUUUGACAAACAAGGGCAUUGCGUGGUCGACAGAAAAGGACCGUUUCAAGGUAACAAAGCUCGACCACACCAAAAUCGCUCCUCCUCCUAAUUGGGUCAAGCAGUUCCCCAACGGCUACAACUCCACAAACGUUCCUGACAUCCACACCUGGGAAGAGUUCCAAAACUGGAUGAAAGCUCCAGCUUUUGACACUUUCCAAAGACUCAUUCGCAGAAACGACAACGACACUCUACCUGCAGGCCAAUACGAAAUAAGUAUUGGAUUAAAAUGGCCCGUCACGGAGUUCAACGGCAAGAAGGGCAUUUUUCUCACCCAUGGCUCCAGCAUCGGUGGCAGGAACAAUUUUCUUGGUAUUGUCUACCUCGUUGGCGGUAUUAUAUGCUUUGGACUUGCCAUUAUCUUGUUGGUAACUAGCUUGAUAACCGGCAGAACCGUUGGCGAUCUUAAAUACCUCUCGUGGAACCAACAAGGAAGCCUUUAA
Molecule: messenger RNA, 1242 nt
Organism: Lachancea lanzarotensis
Lineage: Eukaryota; Fungi; Ascomycota; Saccharomycetes; Saccharomycetales; Saccharomycetaceae
Gene: LEM3
Product: LALA0S13e02212g1_1
Exons: 1
Coding region: 1-1242 (413 amino acids)
Cellular component (GO): endoplasmic reticulum; Golgi apparatus; plasma membrane
Source: RefSeq, a predicted model, not a curated record